Molecule: messenger RNA, 1728 nt
Organism: Guillardia theta CCMP2712
Lineage: Eukaryota; Cryptophyceae; Pyrenomonadales; Geminigeraceae
Exons: 7
Coding region: 1-1728 (575 amino acids)
Biological process (GO): proteolysis
Molecular function (GO): aspartic-type endopeptidase activity
Source: RefSeq, a predicted model, not a curated record
AUGCUGCUACGGGCAUUUUUGAUCGUCUUACUUGCAACUUUGGCCGCCUGUGCUCAGGACGACCCAUCCCUACAUGUCGCUCCCAGACCCCCGACCCCUGAUGCUCGAAGUGCAGCCAUGGAAAACUUUGGGAGGCCCUCGAGUCCGCUAGGAGCAUUCAACCAUUCCAUCCCCCUCUACGCUACUUCACACGGCAAACACUACAUGGUGGACAUUCAGCUAGGGUACGACAGCAACUCGAGCACGGCCCAGACCGCUCGUCUCAUUGUAGACACGGGAUCAGGUGACAUCGUCAUCUUCGGCAGUGUGGAGUGCAGCAAGGACAGUAGCGAGUACAACCAUGCGAUCGGGGGGCUUUCUUGCUACAACUACCAAAAAUCCAAGUCCUUCAAGUUCAACGUGGAGGGGCUGGGGCAGCGAGUCAACCACGAGUGUCAGUAUGACCAGCCCGGUCACCCGGGGGCCUACUGCAAGGAGGCGCUGCUGAUAGACGGGUACAAGGCAGAGGCGAUGUGUGAGCUUGCGUGGGAAGACGUUCAGCUGAAGGAUCUAUCCUCCUCGAGCUCCUCAGGUUUUCUCCCCAUCAGGACCGACAUCUGCAUCGUCAACGACACGUCCACGGACCUCUACAAGCUCCGCUACUGGAACAACACUCAGGGCACGCUCGGCCUCUUCUAUCACGUCUGCGACCCCGGGCAGGGAGAGUCCAAGUGCGAGACUCCCUUCCCUCCUCUUCUCAGCUCCUGGCCGAGCUGGAUGCCCCGAAUCUUCUCGUUGGACCUCAACGACCCUAAGGAGGACAGCUGGAUGCACCUGGGUGCCCCAGCAGGAGGGUGGGGGGACCUGCAGUGGAGCGAGACGCAGCCGAUCGCGAUCCUCUCCUCCUCCUCCUACAACCUCCGCUACGCCUUCCACUCCCUCGAGAUCUUCCACCUCCAGCUCUGUGGGGUCGACCUCUUCGACAACAUCAGCUCCCACUGGACCGCCAUGGUCGACACCGGCGCCGCCUGCCUCUCCCUCCCCCAGGAGCUGUUCGACAUGGUCGUCAGCUGGACCCCGGCUCUCAAUUGUGGCCCCGAGCUCGUCCCCAGGUUCGACUUCACCGACUGCGCAAACUCGGCAUGCACGGAGUCGAAGAACCUGACCAUCUGCUACCUGCGGGAGGGGAUGAAGGAGGAGGAUUUACCUGUCCUCUCUUUCAGGAUGAGCGAGGACGGCCCUCUCCUCUUCCUCCCGCUGGCCUCGCUUAUGAUCAACGAUCGACCUAGCGGGAAGCCGAGGGUCUGUCUCAACCCGGCCGACUCGAUCGCCAUGUACCGCACAGAGCAGAUCAAAGAUCUCCUCUACUUCCCUAAGAUUUCGUUUGGCACGCUAGCUCUUAGAAAUCUCUUUACUUCAUUUGACAUGAGAGCGAUGUCGGUUGGGAUGAAGAACAAAAUGACCUUCGACUCCACUACCUAUGCUGAGAUAGGUGUCUGCUCGAAGCCAGUGACGUGUCGAGGAGCGCAGACCUUCUAUGCUCCCAUGAAUACUUGCGUCGAUCCUGACUGCGAGCAAUUCUACUUCCACGAGCUGGAUCAGGACACGAAGACAUGUCGUCUCAACAACUCCUUCCUCAUCAGCUGUAUCGUCGUCCUCCUCUCCUUCACCAUGGCUGAGGUCGCCCUGAGCGAGAUCUACGAGACGCUCUCUCGCAAGCUCAUGCGCAACUAUGCCUCCUCCAUGUAG